Dictyostelium discoideum AX4 is the source of this 2448-nucleotide messenger RNA. It is a transcript of the gene exoc8, whose product is annotated as exocyst complex subunit 8. The transcript has 5 exons. The record is from RefSeq and is a predicted model, not a curated record. Gene Ontology annotation, biological process: exocytosis. The coding region runs from base 1 to 2448 and encodes 815 amino acids. NCBI's taxonomy places the organism in Eukaryota, Evosea, Eumycetozoa, Dictyosteliales, Dictyosteliaceae. Gene Ontology annotation, cellular component: exocyst; perinuclear region of cytoplasm; cytoplasm.
AUGAAAAAAGGUGUAACAUAUCCAUUAAAAAUCGAUACAAAUUUAUCAACAGUAUCAUCAUCAGUAAAUUAUAAUGAUAUAGAAUGUGUUGAUAUCAAAUCUAAUGGACAUUAUAUUGUAAAAUUUAUGUAUAGAGAAUGGGUAGGACCAUUAAAUUUAAUGACGACACAAAAAACUUCAAUUAAAAUUUCAAUCGAUCUAAAAGAACAAACUGUAACAUGCACACAUACCGAUAAAAAGAAAACUGUUUAUCGUUGGGGUGAAUUUCCAAAUAAAAAAGAAACUGAACAAAAUAAAAAAGAAGAUAAUCCAGUACAAUAUGAAACUUUUUUAUCUUCAAAUUUUAAUUCUGAAAAAUAUGUUAAUGAUUUAUUUACACAUAAAACUGAUCAACAAGCAACUGUUCAUUUACAAUAUUUAGAAAAUCGAAAAUUAGGAUGUAUUGAUCAUUUAAAAAAGGAUGUAUAUAAAAAUCAUUUAAUAUUUAUUGGUGCUUCAAAAGAAAUUGCAAAUUCUGAAGUUGAUAUGUUAGAUUUUAGAAAUUUAAUAUCAGAUUAUGGUAAUGUUAUGUCAUCAUUACAAAAUAUAUCAAUUAGUUGGGAUCAUUAUAAAGUUAAAAAAAGUGGUAAAAUUGAUUUCGAACCAUUAUCACCUGCAACUGAACCAAUUCAAUGGUUAACUACUGCUCCAAAUGAAUUAUCAGUUUCAAUUGAACAAAGAGAAUUUGAAGUUGCUGUUGGUUUAGUUGAAAAAAUUAAUAAAAUUUAUGAAUCAAAUCCAAAAGUUGAAAUUGUAAUGCAAACACAUCCAUUAAAAGAUCAAAUUGAGAAUAAAGUUAAAAUAUUAACAGAUAAAUUAAUGAAUGAAUUAAGAAGCCCAUUAUUAAAAGCUAAUCAAAUUAAAGAUACAAUUUCGUUACUAGUUAGAUUAUCACAAAAUGAUAAAGCGAAAUCAAUAUUUUUAGAGAGUAGAAGUCAUUCAAUUAAUCAAGCUAUUAAAAAGAUUGUUUUUAGUGGUGAUUUAAAUAGAUUCAUUGGUGAAUUGGCUAGAGUUAUCUUUAAUUCAAUCAAUUCAACUUGUAAUGAUUUCACAAAUUCAUUUCCUUCUUAUAUGAAUUCUGGUUUAGUUUCUUGGAUCAUUGAAGAAUUAGUAUUAAUUUCUGAUAUUUUUAAUAGACAAGUUUUUAUUUUAGAUAAUUUUUAUUCAAUUUCUCAAGCAAUUAGAAUUAUUGAAUCACAUUGUGAAAUGAUGGAUCAAACUGGUUUAUCAAUUGGAUUUUAUUGGAAUUUAUUAUUACAACCACAUGUUGAACAAUUAAUUGUAAAUUAUGAAAUAAAGAUUAGAGAUAGUAUGUUACAUCAAUUAAUGGAUGAAAAAUGGAAUGGUGUUUCAAAUUGGGAUUAUGAAGUAAAAUCACAAUUAAAUUCAUUACCAUCAUCAUUAAAAAAUAGUGGUACUCCAAAUAGUGGUGGUAGUGGUAUUAGUAAUAAUAAUAGUAAUAAUAAUAAUAAUUAUCAAUCACCAAUAAUUAAUAAUAAUUUUAAUAGUGGUGGUGGUAAUAAAAAAAUUGGAUUAACAUUUCAACAAAUGCAUCAAGAUAAUUUAAAUAAUAUGGAAGAUAUUGAUCAAGGUAGAUUAAAAUUAACAUCAAGUACUAUAUUUUUAAAUACAAUAAUUCAAAAGUUUGCAAUUGAUAUUUGUCAAAUUAUUACAAUUGAUUUGAUACCAGUGAUUUCUCAAUCACUUGGUAGUAUUUUCAAAGAUUAUAUGAGUUAUUUAAAAAAUGAAAUUCAAAAAGAAUAUUUAUCAGAUACUCAAUGUUUGGCGAUCAUUAGUGAUUCAGUUUAUAUUGUCGAUGAUUUAGUAUCAAGAAUUGCAACUAGAUUCGAAGAUGCAACAGGUGAGAAAUUAAAUAACCUAACUCAGUUAUCGUCAUUGUUGUAUAGUUAUUUCGAGUCAAUUAGAGACCAAUAUUCAACUAGAAAAGCAUUGGAAUUGGUGGAUAAUAGUAUGAAUUGGGAAGAACAAGAAUAUCAAGUCGAGGAAGAGUUGGACCCAUUUCCAAAGAAUUUUAUUGUUUUAUCAGAAGCUUUGGAUAGAUUGGCUGAAUCAAUUCAAACCAAUGUCAAUGUUGAAAGUGUUUUACCAAUUGCCUCUAGAAUCAUCUCUGAAAUCGUUAAUAUCAUUUCAAAUAGAUUCGAAUCUACUUCAAAUUUGGUUUUCGGUUAUGGUGGUUUACAACAUUUCAUAUUGGAAAUGAAAUAUUUAGCAACUUUUGCUGGUAAAUAUCCUGUUGAAGAUUCAACUUUUGAAUUAAUUAAUACAAUGAUUAGAAAUCAUAAAGAAAUUUAUUUAAAUAAUACUUCUGAUCCAAAACCUUUAAAAACUGAAGAAUAUUUUACUUCAAUCAUUGAUAAUUUAGUUUAUCAAAAAGCAGUUUAUAAUUAA